Lodderomyces elongisporus is the source of this 1260-nucleotide messenger RNA. It is a transcript of the gene VCX1, whose product is annotated as Vcx1p. The record is from RefSeq and is a predicted model, not a curated record. Gene Ontology annotation, biological process: calcium ion transmembrane transport; intracellular calcium ion homeostasis. Gene Ontology annotation, cellular component: fungal-type vacuole membrane. Gene Ontology annotation, molecular function: calcium:proton antiporter activity. The transcript has a single exon. Lineage: Eukaryota; Fungi; Ascomycota; Pichiomycetes; Serinales; Debaryomycetaceae. Bases 1 to 1260 code for a protein of 419 amino acids.
AUGAGCGACUUACCUCUUCUUGGCGGCACCCGCGAACGGCCACAGUCUUACAUAGCCAACAUUUCCAAAGCAACUAAGCUCACACUCAAGUCAUCGCCAGUCAAUUACUUAUUGGUGUUUGUUCCACUAGGACUAUUAGCAGGACAUCUUGGAUGGAAUGCAAGUGCUAGGUUUUGGCUCAAUUUCUUAGCCAUCAUUCCAUUGGCUUCCAUCUUGGCCUAUGCCACUGAGGAGAUUAGUGAGUUUGUGGGUCAGACCGCUGGUGGAUUGUUGAAUGCCACUUUUGGCAAUGCAGUUGAGUUGAUUGUCUCAAUUAUUGCAUUGAAGGAAAACCAGGUUCGUAUUGUUCAGGCAUCAAUGUUGGGCUCGAUCUUGAGUAACUUGUUGCUAGUGCUUGGUUGCUGCUUUGUUGCUGGAGGUAUCACUAGAGUACAGCAAACAUUUAAUCAGACUGUAGCCCAAACAAUGUCGAGUUUGAUGGCAUUGGCCACUGCCUCAUUAUUGAUUCCUGCUGCGUUCCAUGCCUCCUUACCAAAACCUAAAAAAACUGGUGUAUUCCCCGAGCCUGGCAGCACUGAUAAUUUGAUCUUGGACUUGUCAAGAGGCGUCAGUGUGAUUUUGUUGAUUGUUUAUUUGUUUUACUUGUUGUUUUCAUUAAAGACACACAAGUCAUUAUUCGAGGCCACCAAUGAGGCGGAAAAUGUUUUGGACAAUGGUCAUGACCACAAUGAUUCUGGGGAUGACAUCAUUACCGCAAGUGCGCACAAGGAUGAAACCAAUGAACACUUGACAGUUACCGAGGGAUUAGCAGUGUUGUUGUUGACUACGAUUUUGGUUUCUUUAUCGGCAGAUACAUUGGUUGGAUCAAUCGAUGAGAUUGUGGAAAAGUCAGGGUUGUCAAAGACAUUUAUUGGUUUGAUUGUUAUCCCCAUUGUUGGUAAUGCAGCAGAACACGUUACUGCAAUCAUUGUUGCAAUGAAGGAUAAGAUGGAUUUGGCAAUUGGUGUUGCAGUGGGAUCAUCGUUGCAAAUUGCAAUCUUUGUUACCCCAUUCAUGGUCCUUGUUGGGUGGGUUAUUGAUGUGCCAAUGUCCCUUUACUUUUCUACAUUUGAGACUGCGAUACUUUUUGUUAGUGUUUUCAUCACAAACUUGGUAAUCUUGGAUGGUGAGAGUAAUUGGUUAGAAGGUGCGAUGUUGUUGAGCACAUACUUGAUUGUUGCUUUGGCCUUUUUCUAUUAUCCCGACUCAGCGGGGUUGUAG